Messenger RNA from Dovyalis caffra, 1407 nucleotides. NCBI's taxonomy places the organism in Eukaryota, Viridiplantae, Streptophyta, Magnoliopsida, Malpighiales, Salicaceae. The record is from the annotation of a GenBank genome assembly.
AUGAUGCCGGAAGAGACAAAUUCCAUAGACUACGUAAUGGAGAAGGCUUCAGGUCCACACUUCUCCGGCCUCCGUCUCGAUGGUCUUCUCUCCUCUCCGCCGUCUUCCUCCACUGUUUCUCCCUCUCACCGCUCCGCCUCCGCCAAUUCUUCCCCCUUGUCAGACUCCAAUGCUAACAAGCAACCUUUUGUCAUUGGAGUUUCUGGUGGUACGGCUUCCGGUAAGACUACAGUGUGUGAUAUGAUCAUUCAACAGCUUCACGAUCACCGUGUUGUUCUUGUUAAUCAGGAUUCAUUUUAUCGUGGUUUGACGGCUGAAGAAUCGGAGCGAGUGCAUGAGUAUAAUUUUGACCAUCCUGAUGCUUUUGAUACAGAGCAGCUUUUAGACUGUCUUCAAAAGCUGAAAAGUGGACAUUCUUAUCAAGUUCCCAUCUAUGAUUUUAAGAAGCAUCGCAGAUGUUCGGAUAGCUUCAGGCAGGUAAAUGCUUCUGAUGUGAUCAUCCUAGAGGGGAUUCUGGUUUUCCAUGACCAGCGCGUCCGCAACCUGAUGAGUAUGAAAAUUUUUGUUGAUACAGAUGCUGAUGUGAGGCUUGCUCGUAGAAUAAGGCGUGACACAGUUGAGAGGGGUAGGGACAUAAGCUCUGUUCUAGAACAGUAUGCUAAAUUUGUGAAGCCUGCUUUUGAUGAUUUUGUGUUGCCAUCGAAGAAGUAUGCCGAUGUGAUCAUCCCACGGGGGAUACGAGGUAUGCAUACACUGAUUCGAGACAAGGAGAUAUCGAAGCAUGAUUUUGUAUUUUAUUCAGACCGACUUAUCCGUCUGGUUGUGGAACAUGGUUUGGGCCAUCUGCCAUUCACUGAGAAGCAAGUAGUGACGCCAACAGGAUCGAUUUACACUGGGGUUGACUUUUGCAAGAAAUUAUGUGGGGUCUCUAUUGUCCGCAGUUGUUAUCUUGGAGUGGGAAGCAGUAAUAAGUUUAGAUACACUCUUCAGCUUCCCGACACUGAUGCUAGUGGAGAAAGCAUGGAAAAUGCACUGCGAGCAUGUUGCAAAGGAAUAAAAAUUGGAAAAAUUCUCAUCCACCGUGAUGGAGACAAUGGAAAACAGCUUAUAUAUGAGAAGCUCCCCAAGGAUAUUUCAGAACGGCAUGUCCUGCUUCUAGAUCCUGUUCUUGCUACAGGUAACUCUGCAAACCAAGCGAUAGAACUUCUCAUACAGAAAGGAGUUCCAGAAUCCUACAUCAUAUUCCUAAACCUAAUCUCUGCCCCUGAGGGUAUCCAUUGUGUUUGCAAAAGGUUCCCAUCCUUGAAAAUUGUCACUUCGGAGAUUGACGUUGCAUUAAAUGAGGAAUUUCGUGUCAUACCAGGCAUGGGUGAGUUUGGGGACCGGUACUUUGGAACCGAUGAUUAA